Coffea eugenioides is the source of this 1052-nucleotide messenger RNA. Its product is annotated as large ribosomal RNA subunit accumulation protein YCED homolog 2, chloroplastic. NCBI's taxonomy places the organism in Eukaryota, Viridiplantae, Streptophyta, Magnoliopsida, Gentianales, Rubiaceae. The transcript has 7 exons. Bases 95 to 772 code for a protein of 225 amino acids. The record is from RefSeq and is a predicted model, not a curated record.
GACACCCAACGGCCAUCAUGCCUUUGCGGAUAAGGCUAAUCCUUGAGGCAAGGAAAAGAAGAGGAGAGAAACAAAUUGCAUUCCAUUCAGCAAAAUGAACACUAUUCCUAAUCAACAUUUUGCACAAGCCAAUUCCAUCCUCUUGUCUCCUCGGGCCAGCUCCAAGACUAGAGCUUCUCAAAGGAGAAAUGAUUUCUCACUGACAACGAAUAGAAGUCAAAAGGCUCCACGGGGAUUGAUCAAGAUAUCAACAGCAGAUGGGAGAUGGCAAAAAAAUUGGAAUCUAGACUACAAUUUGUCACUCCAAGAGCUUCAACUUCAGGGUUUAGCUGAAGAUGGGCAUAAUGAAAAUGAGGUUUCCAUCGGCCUUUGCAUUCACAAGCACACCGGAUUUGGACUCUCAGUGGAUGGAAGGAUCACAACAUCCUUUACCAGGAAAUGUAGCAAUUGUUCCUCAUCAUUUUGCAGAGAGGUUGUUACAAACUUCACAGUCUGGAUUCUGCCAUCAGGCAGGAAAAAAAACUUAGCUGAAGAACUUCCUGAAAUCGGAGGUGACGAUCCAUCGGUAAUUUAUGUGAAACCAGGAUGUGAAGCAGACCUUGAUUCCCUUGUACAAGACUCAAUUCGGCUUGCCGCCUCAGUAAAAGAGACUUGUUCGGAGGCCUGCGAAAAUAGUGAACCUAAAUUGCACCAUAUGGGUGUUCAAAAUGCUGCUUCUGUUGAUAGGAGGUGGUCAAGAUUGCUGGAGCUGAAAAAGAAAGCAUACAUUUAGGGUUUAUCAUCUCAUGGCAAAAUGAAGUGUACUAAAAGAAAGGGUUUUAGGUCAUGAAACAGUUUGUUGUAUACUAAGUGUUUUCUUGAAGGUGUAUGUAUAGCUAGUUAUUAGCUUUAAUCAGUUAGUUACUAUUAUUUUUCAUUCUAGAAAGAAAUUGCAAUGUUUUGGAUUUGUAUAGUGAGAAACUAAGGAAACAAAAAAAAAGAAAAAAAAAGAAAAAGGGAGAUGAGAUGAGAAUACACUUUUUUGGAAUAGCGGAUUAUCAUUCUUUUGCAUU